AUGUCUGAAUUGAUGGUCGAUACGGGUAAGUGGUCGCAUAUAGCCAAUAGUGGCCCAAUUUCAAUCCUGUCAUAUUGUGGGUCUUCUAUUUUAAUGACGGUCACCAACAAGUUUGUUGUGAAUUUGAAGGACUUUAAUAUGAACUGUGUUAUGUUGCUUGUGCAGUCUACAGUGUGUACUCUCGCUUUGUUGGUUUUGAGGACUCUUGGAUAUGCUAAAUUUCGGCCAUUGAACAAAACGGAUGCGAGAAACUGGUUUCCGAUUUCCAUAUUGCUAGUUUUGAUGAUGUAUACAUCAUCAAAGGCCUUGCAGUACCUGGCAGUUCCUAUUUAUACGAUUUUCAAGAACUUGACAAUUAUUUUAAUUGCGUAUGGAGAGGUGUUGUUCUUUGGUGGGCGGGUGACAUCGAUGGAGUUAUCUUCGUUUCUCUUGAUGGUGCUGUCUUCGAUUGUGGCCACAUGGGGGGAUCAACAAGCAUUGGCUUUGAAAGUUACUAAUGGGGCUUCUAGUAGUCCAUUUAGUGCUGGGUAUUUUUGGAUGUUCACCAAUUGUAUUUGCUCUGCUCUUUUUGUUUUAAUUAUGAGAAAGCGGAUCACUUUGACUAAUUUUAAGGAUUUUGAUACGAUGUUCUAUAACAAUAUUCUUUCCUUGCCGUUGUUGUUUCUAACUUCAGUUUUAGUUGAAGAUUGGAGUCCUGAAAACUUGGCGACUAAUCUGUCUCAAGAUUCUGUUACAGCAAUGGUUAUUUCUGGUUUAGCUUCUGUUGGCAUAUCCUACUGUUCUGGGUGGUGUGUUAGAGUGACUUCAUCGACUACGUAUUCUAUGGUGGGUGCCUUGAACAAGUUGCCCAUUGCUUUAUCUGGUCUGAUUUUUUUUGAUGCUCCAAAGAAUUUCCUAUCCAUCUUUUCUAUUUUCUUAGGGUUUCUAGCAGGUGUUGUAUAUGCUGUUGCAAAGCAGAAGAAACAGUCACAGCCUGUCAAAGUAUAA
Messenger RNA from Eremothecium cymbalariae DBVPG#7215, 987 nucleotides. RefSeq names its product GDP-mannose transporter (gene VRG4). Gene Ontology annotation, cellular component: Golgi apparatus. The transcript has a single exon. Gene Ontology annotation, molecular function: antiporter activity; GDP-mannose transmembrane transporter activity. Gene Ontology annotation, biological process: transmembrane transport. The coding region runs from base 1 to 987 and encodes 328 amino acids. The record is from RefSeq and is a predicted model, not a curated record. Lineage: Eukaryota; Fungi; Ascomycota; Saccharomycetes; Saccharomycetales; Saccharomycetaceae.